This is a messenger RNA of Musca domestica (house fly), 2773 nucleotides long. RefSeq names its product post-GPI attachment to proteins factor 2-like. The record is from RefSeq and is a predicted model, not a curated record. Gene Ontology annotation, cellular component: Golgi membrane; endoplasmic reticulum membrane. The transcript has 5 exons. The coding region runs from base 548 to 1603 and encodes 351 amino acids. Lineage: Eukaryota; Metazoa; Arthropoda; Insecta; Diptera; Muscidae. Gene Ontology annotation, biological process: GPI anchor biosynthetic process.
UCGUUGACAUUUUAGUCCUGUUUCCUUUGCAAAAGUCACGACAUCAAACGGUGGUUGGUGCCCCGAAAAUAUUUGUGUAAAAAAAUUGUAUAUUUCUUUUGUAAAAAUUACACAAAUGUAUAUUAAUUAAAAUCUUAAAGGAAUAGUGAAAAACAGAAAAUUGUAUUCUACAGAACGUUUGAGAAGCUGCAAAUACGGAAGAAAUUGAAAUAAAUCAGAAAUCCAUUUUUUUCAAAGAGAAGCAAAAAAAUACAUUUUUAUAUAAUCCAUCAACGAUUUGAAAGGAGGAAGGAAACAAGCAAAGCAAGAAGAAGAGAACGAGAGAAAGCAAAAUAGAAAUAAAAAGGAAAAUGUCCUAAAACUUGUCGUGGGUGUUUGUUGGUAUAUAUGUGUGUGUGUGAGUUAAUGUGAGCGUAUUCCUUAAAAGUAAACUGCGUGUGUUCGGAUCGAAACGGCAAGAAAAUAAAGCUUUUCUGUGCCAAACUUGCAAACAAAUUAAAAAGUUACCAAAUUCAAAAUAGUUUAAUUUAAAGCAUAAUCGAAAAUUAUGAGUGAUUCACGUGUAAGUGGCAAACGCACCGCCUCAUCUGUCAUAUCUUCAAAGAUGGACAGCGGAAACCGCAGUCGCAGUGGCAGCAGCACAAAUCUAAAGGAUUCAUCCAAAUCCAAAACAUCAUCGCAACAAGAUGCUGAUAAGGAAUCGGCUGUUACAGAGAAUUCGAAACUAAUUGAAACCACCACAAAUGAGCCCUACAAAGAAACAACGCCAUGUUCACUGUCACACGAUGCGCCAAACGAUUUCCACAUUGGUGUACACUUUUUUACAAGUUUUCAUCGGAUUUGCGUGGUCACAGCUCUCUUGCCAUUAGCAACGUUAUUUACGUGUUUCGUUACAGCCUAUGUCUUCCAAUAUGAUGACGUACAUGAGACACAUUGUCGCGUUUAUAAUAUUGUACCCUCAAUAAGUGCAAUUACCGGUGUUAGCCCACAACGUUAUUUUUGGCGUUUUAGCAUUGCCCUACAUCUGGGUCCACGUAUACCCAUAGCAUUCAUCUACAAGAACUAUUAUCGCAGCAUGUUGGCCAAACUGCAAAAGGAGCGACCCGAAAAGGUGGGCAAUCUGGGGGCAUUGGUUACACUGAUAUUGGUAUUGAAUUGUAUUGAGAUAGCCUCGUUGGGUGGCGUUACAUAUGUGUCAAAUCGGGAAAAUUAUCCUGUGCAUGAACGCAUUUUCAUAACAUUUAUGGUAUGCUCAUUGUGCCAUAUGUUGGCCACCAUUAAAUUGAAUGGCGCCAUCCAUGAAGACCACACUGAACUGUCACAAAAGCAGCGGGACUCAAUCAAAUGGAAGAAAAUUCUCUUUGCAAUGUCGAUUCUAAGCACCAUUGGCCUAUUGAUAUUCUUUGCCAAACAUCGUUUCUAUUGUCAUGUUUUGGCCUUCAGUUGGUUUGCCUUCUUUGAAUAUCUGAUUGCCAUUGCCAAUAUGUUCUUCCACUUUACAAUUAUUUGGGAUUUCUCGUCGUUAAAUAUGUUGAUCAUCGAUGCGCCCAGAGCCAAAUUGGAGGAGUUGUUCCGCAAGCCGCAAGCAUUGAAAAUGGAUUAAAUUCGAUAAGUGAUUCAGCAAAAUUUCAGAGACACAAAUGCAAAUAUCCACACAAAAGAAAUCCAGUCUUCAAAAAAGUAUAAUCCAUCAAUAAUCAUGAUGGGUUUGGAUGGAGGAUAUUCCGAGUUGGGAGUACCUUGGCAAAAUAAAGAACAACAAAUGUUACAAAAUAAUGUUCAAUAUGGAAAAACAAAGAAAAAAAAAAAAAUAAUUCAACAGAAAAAUAUAUACCUAAAACAAGAACAACAAAAACCAACGCACUUAGUUUAUAAAUUAUAUAUUUAUUAUUAUUAUUAUGAAUUCCUUUUUGGCUAUAAAGAGGCAAAACAGGAAAUUACAAAAAUUUAUAUUUUAAGAUUCAAAGAAAAAAAAAUUAUAUUUAUUAUUUUUCGAAAUAUUCCAUUGUAUCAAGUUUAGUUUUUAUUUGGGAAAAAAGCGCUUCCAGUUUUGUUAGGUUUUUGCUGAUAACCAAUCAGGUUUGUGGGGUCAGAGUUCAUUGCAACAAUUCAGGACUUCCCUAGACAUAAUCAACCCACAUAAGAAAGCCGGGUAGUGUGGGUAUUGAUUCUUCCAAAACUCGAUUGUAUGAAUGAUUCCAUUUUUUUUAACAUUUUUUUUUGAAAUCAACUCUGACUUAUCAAUCUUGAUUCUUUAUACACCAUUUUUUCAUUUUAAUUUUCAAGAAAUAUCCUCCUCUAUUGAUGACUAAUAAGUUCCUUUUUAAACUCGAACACACACAUUGAAACAACAGCAAUAAAGCAAAUAGAUUUUUAAUUACAGUAUUACAUUAUAAAUUAUGAUAAUCAUUAACUUAGAAAAAUUGUAGAUUUUCAAAUAAGUUUUCCAUUCAUUGAUUAUAAAUUUAAGGUCUGAAAAUGGUUAUUUGCCUUCAUUAUGUAUUUUAAUUGCAAAGCCAUUUCAAAUAAAUGAUUUAUGUUUUAUUUAAUAAAAAAAGAAAAUGAAAACAAAAAUAACACUGAAGAAAUAUAUUAUUUUAGAAAAUAAGUAAAUGAAUUAAAUUGUACCACCUUACUUUACUAACUGCUAUGCAUUUCUUUUCGGGCACUUUUCCUAGAAAAAGCAAUUAAGGUUUUCUUAUAGCACAACGACGCCAAUGGACCACAAACGGGAGGGAAUAGAAAAAAUAUUGAACAUAAGGUAUGUCUUUUU